Acanthaster planci (crown-of-thorns starfish) is the source of this 1076-nucleotide messenger RNA. Its product is annotated as alpha-protein kinase vwkA-like. Lineage: Eukaryota; Metazoa; Echinodermata; Asteroidea; Valvatida; Acanthasteridae. Gene Ontology annotation, biological process: protein phosphorylation. Gene Ontology annotation, molecular function: ATP binding; protein serine/threonine kinase activity. The record is from RefSeq and is a predicted model, not a curated record.
UUAAUUUCAUGUUCACAUUACCAUAUUCAGACGUGAAUUGGAACGGCGAAAUGGGUACCAACCAAAGUAACACUUCUAUGCCUGUCAGCGGUACCUCCAUUUGGGCUGAAUUUGAGAACGACUGGUUUGCUCAAGGCGUUUCGCGGCUGGCAUACAAAGGCACCUACCAUGGUGAUUGGCGUUAUGAAGGCAAGAAGUGCGUGGUGAAGCUGUACAAAGAACAGUGGUGCGAGCUCCUUGGAGAGGCAGCGUACAAGGCUGACGUACGGGCCUCUUAUAAAGCCCACGAGAUGGCGCAAAUAUUCAACCGAAAGCAUCCAACCAACAAACCGAUCGAGUUCAUCAUUCCAAAGAUCUCUAAGAUCGACACGUCGGCAGCCUUCAAGUUCCUCGGACUGUUUCGGAUCCCGAAGAAAGUAAAGGGAAAACUGGCAGGCACCCAGGCUUCCUCGACGGAGAUGAUCCCCAAGGGAUCCAGCGUGGCGAUCGAAGACUUCCUGGAGGGCGACUACGUCAAGUUCCUGAGCAACUCGUCGUACGUGAACCACGGGAUUCCCACCUUCCUGCCGGCCGCGUUCAGCCACUUCACCUUCCACGAGUCCCGCGGGCAGGUCCUGGUGUGUGAUCUCCAAGGGGUGCGGCGAGAGCGGAGUUACACCUUCACCGACCCUGCCAUCCACAGCUGGGUCGACCAUGACCUCGGCUUCUACGGCCCGACCGACCUGGGAGUCUUCGGGAUGAUCAAGUUCUUCCAAAACCACCAUUGCAACCACAUCUGCAGAGGGUUCCUGACGCCUGACUUGUCAAAGGUUCCGAGAGACGUUGCAGCGGACAUCAACCGCAUACUGCAGGCCAUUCAGAUCAGGAGCGGGUCGACGUUCACCUAUGAACUGCAGCGCACCGGAGUCAGAGUGUCCCGCAUGUGUGAAAUUCAGGAUGAGCUCGUUUUACAGGCAAAGUAGAAAUUUUAAGUAAAUCCCACGCAUUCCGAAAUGAGAAUCAGUCUCAGUAAGUUUUUCCGAAAGAUAAAUUUUAAUUUUUCUGAACAAUAAUUUUGUACAUACACUAUUUAAAAU